Staurois parvus is the source of this 277-nucleotide messenger RNA. The record is from the annotation of a GenBank genome assembly. NCBI's taxonomy places the organism in Eukaryota, Metazoa, Chordata, Amphibia, Anura, Ranidae.
CCAGAGUCCCAGUGGCGGCAUGCUUUACACCACUUCAUCUGAGGCUUUGUAUUGCACUUGGUGAUGUAAGGCGUUGAUGCAGUCAAUCGGCCAUGGAAGCCCAUUCCAUGAAGCUCUCUAUGCCACACGAAGUUUGGAGCUCUUUAGCUAUUGACUCUGCAGACAGUUGGCGACUUCUGCACACGGUGUGCUUUAGCAUGCGCUGACCCCGCUCUGUCAUUUUACAUGGCCUGCCAAUUUGUGGCUGAGUUGCUAUUGUUCCCAGUUGCUUCCACUU